UCCGUCGCGCAUCUGACUGAGAGUCGUCUUGUCGCUAGGGAGAAAUAAUUUUAAUAAAAAACUGAAAAGACAUGCUCGUUGACUUGACAAGUGUCGGGAAAUUGUGGAAUCGUGAAAAACAAUGAAAAUGAGGACUCGGUUCAAAAUCUGCCCUGAAUUGGCUUUUGAAACGAGAUUCAACCUAACGGGAUCGUCGAUUGUAGAUCAAAAUCGAGAGCUAUACAAUGGUAUCGACUAAAAAUGAAGGCUUUCUCAGCCCAAUUAGCCGUAGGAUUUAAUUGGGGAGCUUUGGAGACUUGUGUGAUUAAAAUACAGCGAUCAUAGCUGUUAUUCAGUGCUUCGGGGUGCUUUUGAAUGAUUUGAAUGUAAACAUGGCCGCCGGCGUGUUGUGCGAUGGGUGUUUGUGUGUUACUAAACUUGAUAAUGUUUUGCUGAGAUCGUAGUAAACGAUCGGAAAUAUGUGCACGAAGGACCCAGGCUGGUGUCUGGGUGAGCGAUGAACGUAUUCCGGGCCCUGAUCCCGUGUGCCCUGCAUCGCAGUGGGGAAAGCGGCGGAAGUGGCGGCAGUGGAAGUUGCUGGUCCACCGGAAGAGGACGAGGGGAUGAUUCUCGUAUGACCCAAAGAAUGGGAGCAUCCGCCUCUUCUAGCAUCGCCGCAGUCGGUGGUGACCCAGUGCAGGCAGCUAGGCUCUCAUCGUCUGGAAAUCCUGAGCAACUCGGGAUUAUUGUUAGGGAACGAAAAAAAAAGGUGACCGGAUUCGCGACAUUGCGAAAGAAAUUUAUCAGAAGACGUAGAUCGUCAAAAGCAUGUGAUCAUGGUAGAAUAAUAAGAGAGCUGGUAUCGUCAUGGAGUCCGCUUGAAGCUGGUGCUCUUUUAGAAGAAUAUGAGGCUCUCGCAGCUUUGAAAGAUCUGCACGUCCAAGCAGAGUUGGCCAGGCCACCUGCAGCAACUUUCAAGCAAGACUUGUCGACCCUUUACGAUUAUAAACACUGUACGGAUGUUGACCUCGUCUACAGAGGAGCCUGCUUUCCAGUUCAUAGAGCUCUUCUUUCUUCGCGGUGCCCCUAUUUUAGAGAUUUAUUGGCAGGAUGUCCUGGUUAUGGUGCUCGCAUUUGCUUGGAACUGAGGACCCCUAGUCUGGAGGUAUCGAUGUUCUCAGCACUGCUACGAUAUUUAUACACGGGUGAUAUCUGUCCACACGAUACUUCAUUGGACACAAAUCUUUUACGUCGACUGGGCGAGGAAUUUGGCACUCCGAAUCCUCUCGAACAUGAUCUCAGAUACUUGCUGGACACCGGCGAUUAUGCAGACGCGGCACUGGUUUUCACGUCGGAUAAUGAUUACCAAAGACCGGAUAGCGGAAGUUCCGAAUACGGAUUCCGGCCAAAAUUAGAGCUACCAUGUCACAAAGCAAUACUCUCGGCGCGAUCUCCAUUCUUUCGAAACCUGAUACAGAGAAGAACGAGAUCGGGGGAAGAUCACACGGAGAGGGCGCUUCAUAUUCCUACUAGAAUAGUCUUGGAUGAGAGUGUCAUUCCCAAAAGAUAUGCGAGGGUGUUGCUCCAUGCUGUUUACCUAGACACUGUCGAUUUGUCCUUAAUUUUAAGAGGCAGUGGCUGUGGAAAUGGCGCUGGAAGUCUUGGAGAGGUUCAAGCACUGACACACACAGGUCGAAUGCGACCGAGUCCUCUAGAGGAGGCAAUGGAACUCUAUCAAAUAGGCAGAUUUCUCGAGCUCGACAUUCUUUCUCAAGGCUGUGAAGAUCUCAUAUUAGAAUGGCUCACUCUCGACUCGCUUCCAACCGUGCUUCGAUGGGGAAGUCAGCCGCACGGAUCCGCUUGGGUUCACAGACAGGCUCUCCAUUACCUUAGGGAGGAAUUCCAGCCAGUGACUUCAUCCCCGAUCCUUCACCAGUUGGACCUCGUGCACUUGUCAAUCGUUCUCCAGAGUCAUUUUCUUCAGGCGAGUGAACUGGAAGUGCUACAGGCUGUGCUCAAGUGGGGAGAACAAGAGCUGGUGCGACGAAUGGAGGACAGAGAACCGAAUUUACUCAGUCACACGGUACAUUCCGUGGCGAGAAAAGGUGUUAAAAAAAGGGAUCUUAGUGAUAUAGAAUUACGGGAAAUACUGAGCGAGCUUUUGCCACUUGUUAGGAUGGACCACGUUUUGCCGCCAAAUAGCGAAAUUCUUUCACAGGCAAUUAGAAGAGGAUUGGUUUCAACUCCUCCGAGUCAUAUGAUAGGGGAUGAGCGAGAAAAUUUAAGAGUGAAUGCUUGGAUAAGAGGCGGGAAGAAGAACGGACUCUUUGUGAGGCCUCGAUUAUUCAUGCCUUAUUACGAAGAAAUUAAGGCUCUAGUCGAAGAACAAAUGGUUCAAGAAGCGGAAUUGGUAAGAUUAAGAAGAACACGUUACAUUCCUGACAUUCCAGAUACGCUUUACAUGGUCGAUGAAAAACCGAGAGCCAUGGGUGCAGUCGGUGUUGAUAUUUUAGCAGCUGCUCUUCCAGUUCCAGAUACUGCUAUAAUGUCAGCGAUGCUGAAACGAGAACAAAAAUUAAGACAGUCUCCCAGUUGUCAACGCGCAAUUGGUUUACCUUUAUCUUCUCGCCACGAGAUUAAUAGGCAAGUGCGACUUCGUGUUGUCAGGGAGUUCAACUUACCAGACGCUGUGGCGGAUCUUCUCGAGAAUGCAGCGUGCUAUAAUUCGGGAGAAACAGAUGAUAAUAUGGCCGAUGUUGAAGAAAAUAGCUCUCUAAAUAUAAAUAGCAAUGUUGGUGCUUCAGUGUCAGUUUGCUAUGGAAGAAACAUGACAUUUCCUCGCCAAGCAUCUUCUUAUUCUCAUAGACGCGAACUACCCGCUGUUGUCACUGAAGGAGAAAACUAUAGACUUUCCGGGGAGCAACAGGAGAAUAAUUCAUGCAGCGAUGGUCAUUUAUCGGGAAUAAUGCCGGACGUAGCGAUGGCCACAGCGUCUUUUGGUGCUCUUCAGUUAGUGGAGCCACAAGAACUGGAAUUGGAUCUCGGCGAUGGAACCUCGCACCUUUUGCAACACGCUCCAUCGUCAGUUGGAACCGUAGGAAUGCAUCAUCAAAUGCAUCCCCAUCAACGCCAAAGACACUUUCCUGGCCCGCCUCCACCGCCUUACAUGUAUCAAAAUUCAGGCAGUGGUCUCCCGAGAUUCAUUUAAAAAAUGUAAGAAAUGUAUAUACUGCCUAUACUCUAUAAUUUGUCAUACCAGGGUGAAAUGAGCUCUUGUUGGCGCUCGUGUAUGUGUGUAGAGUACGCGUGUUUCAGUUGUAUGUAAUAAAGACAGACGUAUGUGUGAAUAUCGUUACGAUUAAGGCACAAAAGGUACUGUUCAGUCCAAAACAGGUUUUCUUCUCGUUAGAAAUUUCCUUUUUGUCUUUCUCGUUCGAUACCUCUGACUAUUUAAUAACUUAUGAAAGCCUUAAAAAUUCAUCGAGAGUCAAACACACACACCUUGAGACGUUAAAUGUAAAUUAAUGUAAAAAGUCGAUCCACAGAUCAAUCUAGUCUCUAUCGAAAAACUCGAAUCUCUAUGAAAGUCGCUUUAAAAAUGUGGAUCAAAGAAACUGAGAAAAAAAGCUCGCUUUCGCAAAAUUAUUUUGAUGUAGUAAUUAGUCUUAAGGUAAUAACUAUGCUCUCGUUGUUGUUUGACCCUCGGAAAAUUCGCUUUUGAAUUAAAACCGUACUAGGAAAUUUCUGAAAAAUACCGGUUUCAUGGAAGCCGAUUCUCGCGAAGUGAAAUUAUUCCUCAAGUGAUCACUCGUAGUUGCGAACAUAUGUACGUAAGGGUUACUUUGUUCCUGUUUGCAGACUAAAUUUCAUUUUAACAGGAAUUUCCCGUCUCAAAGAGGAUUUAGAAAAGGGUUCUGAGGAUGUAAUAUAGCCUUAUAGUAUUAAAUAACACAAAAACUUGGUAAUUAUCGUUAUUUACAACUUCAUUGCCAUUGCCAGUUGAAUUUAGAAUCUUCAUUCUUGGGUUGCGAAUCGAUUAGAAUUUGAAGAUUUCAAAAGCGACUGAAUGUGAUAGAAUGCACUAAAUUUUAAAUAGGUUUUGACUUCUACUCUUACAGACGAUCGCAAAGUGGCUUCCGGUAUCAAACAAUUGAUCAUGAAACUUUCAAUGAAAUUUGUGAAUUUGAAUUUACUCGUACUUAACCUUUAUCGGUGCAAGGAUUUGUUUCGUACGAUGUUGACUUGAAAUGGCCCAACUUUUAAUCUACCUUUCUUUUCGUAUGGGCGUUCAAUAGGGUGGUUCUUAUUUAUGCUCGGUCGACAUUUUUAAAAGGAUUUCUUUGCUCUUACUCUCCAAUUUUUUUUUUUGAAUUCUCAAAAAAAUUAUGCAUGCGAAUGAUUUUAAGGCACUCGUGUGUCCCCUCAAAGAAUAACCCACAAAUGACAAAUUUGAAUUUUACGUAAUAUUGAGGUUUAUUAAUGCUAUUGUGAUUUUUUUUCAAUGUAAUCAUCAUUAAUCGGCAAUUCAAAAAAAAUAACAAAAAGCUUCUUUUUGUCUUAAAUUUGGAGCUCAUGUUUUUGGAUCUACGAAAAAAGUUGAGGUAUGAGAGAAAAUAAAUUCUCAAAGGGAAAAAUAAGGGCCAUCCUAGUUCACGUAAAAUUCUCUACUAAGAAGAAUCUCUCAGUAAAUCCCAGCGAUGAUUUAUAAAGUAAGUAAGCCAACGAAACUAAACUUUACCACCGACAUUAAAAUGUUGUUGCCAACGUAGAUUCAAACCCCAAUUAAGGUUGUACAUAAAAAACUCAAUAAUUGUGUUAGUGAGUUCUUUCAAGCAGCAAGAGAGAAAAAAGAAGAAAAAAAAACAUUUCCAGUUAUUUAACGUAACAUAAUGCUGUGUUCUCGUGCAAAGACUGUGGAACGGAUAGUGCAGAUUUUAGUUGUAAACGUCUCGCACGUAAGUUCUUACGAGUUUAAAGAAAGUUGGGGAGUGGAAAAUGGCCCGUACUCGAGAGAAAAAUGCCGCACGGUCGUCCUCCACCUUGGUAGUCUAUUUGCGGUGCAAAAUCGAGCACCGAUUCUGUCAGAAGAAAGAUGGCUUUUUGUAGUAAUUGGAGACUAUUACAGGAAGUCUAGAGAGUGGAAAAUUGAUGCUCGAACAGGGCGCAUCGUUCUUAUCGGACCAAUGUAACUAGUAAUCGAUUAUAGAAGGCUCUAGUUUUUACGUAAAUAAUGAUGCACACCUAUACAGGAGGUCUGGUUUGUCAGGUGCUUUUCGUAAUUCCCGUUCGACUGUUAAGGGUCAGUUUAUGUUAAAGUUUAGUUUUAGGAUCAAUUUUACUUCAGUUUCAGAAUUUUUAAAUUCUCAAAAGCUUCUGAAUUCGAAAGUGUUUAAAUAUAAAUUGCCUUUGGGUGUAUAAUAUUGAGAUAAAAAAGUUAUACUUGACUCUUUCAUAACAAAUUUUAUUUUCAACCUCAAAGACCAAUUUUAUAGUUUGAAACUUUAACUCUUAACAAGUUAAAUUGGGAUAUGUUUUGAAUUCGGAUUCCGAGAAGUUUAUUGUAAAUAUAUUAAAAUUCUGACAUUUAAAAAGUCAUUGAAUUUUUAAACAGUUUUCAAUAAACCUGGAAAAGUCAUGGAAUUCAAACAAAAAAUGACUGGAACUUUUUAAAUCAUCUCUAUUGCAAAGUCUUAAUCAUUUAGUAUUUUAUAGCGAAUUCUAUAUUUGAAAAUUGAAAAAGAAAACUUAAGGAAAAUGCAAAUAUCGCACAAAGUGUAAGAAUUAAAUGAAACGAAAUGCAAGAUUGACAAAAUUGAUCAAAAUAUUAUUGAAAAUUAUUUUGAAUUCAACCAAAAUGAAUGACAAAUCAUUAUUAUUGCAUUAUAAUUUCUUAAAAUUUAAUUUAAUUGGAUGAAUUCGAGAAAAGUAGACCUGGAAUUUUUUCAAAAUUAUACCUGGAAUACCCGGAAGUCAUGGAAUUUUGUAACCAGACUCUUGUAGCAAACCUGAGUCCAGUUCUUAAUUUUCUGAAUUCGAACACAUUGAAAUUGGAAUGAUGAAUAACUAAUGAUUAAAAAAAUAAAAUUAAAAAGCUUCAAA
This is a messenger RNA of Belonocnema kinseyi, 6078 nucleotides long. Its product is annotated as BTB/POZ domain-containing protein 7. The transcript has 11 exons. Gene Ontology annotation, molecular function: protein binding. Gene Ontology annotation, biological process: morphogenesis of a branching epithelium. The record is from RefSeq and is a predicted model, not a curated record. Lineage: Eukaryota; Metazoa; Arthropoda; Insecta; Hymenoptera; Cynipidae. Bases 497 to 3187 code for a protein of 896 amino acids.